AUGAAGUUGCCUCGUAUUCUGGCUAUUUGGCCAAUGUUUUUGGUACUGCAGAAAAUUAAUGGUGAGUUAGGUUGAAAUUCACGGAGCUGUUUAUCGAAACUCCUUUUUUAAGCGCAGGGCGGGAUAAACCUCGGUUCGUUUGGGCUGGGAAAAUCGCCAGUGGGGGAUUUGUUGCUGAACUUUGGCCAGGGCGGAAAUUUGUUUGGACUCGGAGCUGAUCGAGCCAUGAAUUUGAACAUUGGUCCUGGAAGGUUCGGAGCGAAAUGUAAGCGUAUUUCUUGGCGUUGUUUUUUUCAAUACCAGUUAAUAUUAGUCGUUUUGAAUUUUAGCGGACGGCGGAGUAAGCGUUGGAGGCCAGCGUCUUGGGCUGGAAAACUUGUUUGGAAUCCAAGAAGGACAAGGACUUAAUCUCGGCAGCUUCUUGAAUGUAUGCCCUUUUACAGUGUUACCGUAUUUUUCGCACUUUUAAAUCAACUAUGAAAGCUCGUCAUCUUCUGCACUUGGUAAUCAUAUAAAUUCAGACAGGAAAUCCAGUUCCGUUGGGCUCGCAAAACACCGCGAAUGCCGGCAGCGAUCCGAUCUCCAAAUUCUUCGCCGGUCUUAUGGGGAGUGGAGUGAAACCAACAGAAGUCGCUGUAGUUCCAAACAAUCGUGGAGGCGACAAAUUCGGGUUGGCCAAAGGCAAUGCUCGACAACCAUGGGAGACGGAUGGUGAGGAAACUCCGGAGUCCAGUUGGCCAACUCCACCCACACCGCCUGAUGAAGAUCUCGGUCUUGAGGGCAUGGAGAAGAUGAGUAAUAAGAAGGGAGAAGUGACGGAAGCACCGAUUUUCCCAACUCUAGUUAACAUGUGGACUGAGGGUCCUGAGGGCAUCGACGGCUCAAGUGGAAUGAUUCCAACUGGAGUGGAGACGAAUGGGGGAUUUAUCGGACUUCCAGGUGAAGUUGGCCCCAUAAGUCCGGGAGUUGCCCCGAUCUCCCCAGAAGUUGGCACAAUCCCUCAACCCGGCGUAAAUCCAACGCCAAAAAGGGUAAACACAGAAGGCUGGUCGGGUCAGAGUGUAAUUGGAACGGCCCGGAAAGCAGGCAUGAAUAGUGGCGAGGCCUCGAAAAAAAGCAAUGGUAAACGAAGAGGUGGUCCACCGCCUCCGGCGGGCAUGAUCGACAUUGACUCCAAAGAACAAGAAGAGCUACGGCGUGUCAGAAUGCGAAAUUAA
Molecule: messenger RNA, 1217 nt
Organism: Bursaphelenchus xylophilus (pine wood nematode)
Lineage: Eukaryota; Metazoa; Nematoda; Chromadorea; Rhabditida; Aphelenchoididae
Source: the annotation of a GenBank genome assembly